Molecule: messenger RNA, 1722 nt
Organism: Xiphophorus hellerii (green swordtail)
Lineage: Eukaryota; Metazoa; Chordata; Actinopteri; Cyprinodontiformes; Poeciliidae
Exons: 3
Coding region: 45-827 (260 amino acids)
Biological process (GO): T cell receptor signaling pathway; regulation of cytokine production
Cellular component (GO): external side of plasma membrane
Molecular function (GO): signaling receptor binding
Source: RefSeq, a predicted model, not a curated record
AUCUCUUUUUCUUCCUCAGCCAAUGAAAAGCUUGUUGUGUCAUAAUGCUCUGCAUGGGUGUGCCUUACAGUGCAGUGAAACAGUCAGAACUAUUUAAGAACAGGCAGCAACAGGCAGCAACAGGCAGCAGGCAGCAUAACAUCGAGCCUGAGCUCAGGAUCUUACUGAGAAACACCAUGAAGAACUUCAUCUGUCUCUGCUUUGUUCUGUGUUUCAUGGAUCAGUCUCUCUGUGGAGAUCCUGUAAACAUCACAGCAAAACCUGGACAACAGAACGUCGAUCUGCCAUGUAGAGCUGACAGGAACAGCAAAGUCUCAGCUGUAAGCCUGACCAGAGGCAACCUGGAGCCACGAUAUGUGCUUCUCUACAGGGAUGACCGGAUUGAUGAAGCUCUCCAGAAUCAACAGUACUUGGGCCGAACAAAACUCCAAAGCCUUAACACCACUGAUGGACAAAUCCAUCUGACUAUAAAGAAUGUGACAGAGAAGGACAGUGGAGUGUAUGAGUGCCAUGUCAAGACUGAAGUAAAAAGCAACACACGCAGGAAGAGAGCCGUCUUAGAAAGCAGCACCAUCAUCCAGCUGCGUGUAGCUGCUGCACAGUCUAAUCCUCCUCAAGGGAACAUGGAUGGAAACAGAGGAGAAGGAGGGAAAGAGGAUGGAGGGAAUAAAGACGGGUUAGGGGUCAGUCGAAGUCAUGUUGUCCUGAUGGCGCCUGUAGCUUCUGUCAUUGUUUCCAUGGUGAUAGUAGCAGUUAUUAGGAGGAAGAAGAUCAAGACUCCUUCUUCUUUUCUCCCUGAAGAUGCAGAGAAUCCUCAGUUGAUCUGACUGAAAGUUGUUGAUGUUUCUGGAUCAUCAGCCAAAGCAGAAACAACGUCGUCUUUAGUCAAUAAGAACAAGCUAAUGUCAGCAACUGGGACAUUUUUUAUUUUGUUCUCAUAUUUAAAUGUAAAUGUGACAAAAACCAGGAAGAUCAAUAAUUUAAUUAUCUGUUACUUUGCUUAUUGCAAUACUAACCUGGUCAACCUGUGGAUGAUUCCUGCACUAACAUGUGUCCCCUCCGUGGAUUGCUACCUUGUCGUGGUGGAGGGGCUUUAAUGAUUCUCAUCUCCUGGGGGGUUAAUUAUAAUUAUUAAAAAUAAUAAUAAUAUUAGACCUGUCCUCGAGAGGAAUCAGACCAAGAGCAAUUCAAACACAUCAACACAUGUCUUAGUGCAGCGUUGGCACCACAGAUAAUAAAAUUAUGUGAAAUUAUAAUUGGAAAAAUGAAUAAUGUAUUUUCUCUGAGUUCUUAUUGACACUAAAGAUGAUGUUUAAUCUGCUCUAAUCCAUGUUCAGAAAUCUGCUCUUACUUUACAUCAACAAUAUAAAUGCAUAACUUUACCAUCAAUUCAAGAAUGGGAUGUAGAUAUUCAUAUUAAAGAAACAGAAAUAUGUGAAUAAUUGCAAAACAUUAACAGAAAACUUAAAUCAUUGAUGGAACUGAUGUGUAAUUUACAGAAUAAGCUUUAGUUUUUAUUUCUAGUGUAAUUUUACUCAGUUUUGCUCUCUUUGAGGAAACGGAGCAGGAAGUUUAUUAUCUUCACUUCAAGUUCUGUAAAGGACUUAAAUAAUGCUAUAAAUCAGCCUGUUAGUUAUAUUCCAGCUUUGAUCAGUUUUUAUUGAUAUGUUAUCUCUUUAUAUCUAAACUCUGUUAAUCUAAAGUCUCACUGCAUGAUGUGAC